AUGGAGGAGCAGGUCGCGAAUGCCAUAGAAAUCGCCGGCAACCCAGCUUCGGACCAGGCGCUCAAGGCGCAGGCCUUCGACUACAUCAGCCAGCUUCGCUCAGACCCGUCAGGAUGGCAGCCGUGUCUCUCGAUCUUCACAAAGUUCCCCCGUCACUCGGAGAUAGUACGGCAUGUGGCCCUGGAGAUUGUCAACAGCGCCACGCAGUCUGGCCAGGUGGAUUUGCAAGGGCUCGGGUUCAUCAAGGAUAGCCUCAUGUCCUACUUGCAGGAGAUGUAUGGGGCCGGGGCCACGAGCGAGCCAGACCAGGCGAAUAUACAGAACAAGAUUGCCCAGACGAUUACCUAUCUCUUUUCUGCCCUCUAUGCCAACGGAUGGGACACCUUCUUCGAUGAUAUCCUGCGCCUGACCUAUAAAUCGCCUGAGAACCAAGUCCGGGACAAUGUUCUGGGCACCAUCUUCUUUCUCCGUGUUAUCAAUUCCAUACACGACGAGAUCGGUGACGUCCUGCUCUCACGUUCACGGGCCGAGCAGGACAGAGCAAACACGCUGAAAGACCUCAUCCGGGAGAGAGAUGUGCAGAAACUAGUCAACUCGUGGCAGGAGAUCCUUACGCAGUGGCAGGACCAAGACAAUGUCAUCACGGCCAUGGUGCUCAAGGCAAUCGGCAGCUGGGUCAGUUGGAUCAAUAUCUCCCUGGUCGUCAACCAGGGCAUGCUCGACCUCCUAUUCCACCAGCUCGCAAAGGCCAAGGAUGUAAGCCUGAAUAAUGGAGGGGAAAGGGUCCGGGAUGCCGCCAUUGACGUCUUUACGGAGAUCGUUGGAAAGAAGAUGAAGCCCUCUGAUAAGGUGGACAUGAUCGUCUUUUUGAACCUCGAGAGCAUCGUCUCUCAGCUUUCUACCAGCCCGCCUCUGCACGAAUACCGAUUCACCUCAAAAUAUGACACCGAUCUAGCUGAGACCGUUGCCAAGCUUGUAAACAUCACAGCAUUGGACAUCGUCAAGGCACUUGAAUCCGAGGGGGUUGAUGCUGCCACCAAGGAAAAAGCCGAAGCCUUGCUACAGGCCUUCCUGCCCCAUGUGUUGCGUUACUUCUCUGACGAAUAUGAUGAGAUAUGCUCGACAAUUGUCCCUUGUGUCAAUGAUAUGCUUACUUACUUCCGAAAGGUUGCAAAGAAGAACCCCGAAUUGGCAUCUCAGCAGAAUCACAUGUUGCUACCAAUUCUCAAGGCCAUCAUUCAAAAAAUGAGAUACGAUGAGACGUCGAGCUGGGGAAGCGAGGAUGAUCAGACAGAUGAAGCAGAGUUCCAGGAACUACGACGGAGACUCAACGUUCUGCAGCAGAUAAUUGCAUCAACCAACGAGCAGCUCUUUAUAGAAGCCGUUACUGAUGUACCCAAUAAUCCUGCCGCAGAGCGCCUCAUUGAAAUGAUGUUGGUCAUGGUCGAGUCCGGUGAGUGGCUUGUCACAUAUUCGUGGCUCAAAUUUUUCCGGAUUGUUACUGACAAUAACCCCCUAGAUGUCCGCUCGUUCAACCACCCAGCCACACAGCUGCAAUACAUGGAAAUAUGCGUGCGGUAUAGCGCAUUUUUUGAGCACCAUUCCCACCUUCUUCUAGGUGUUUUAGAAGGAUUCCUCCGUCUUGCCCAUCAUCAGAUGCUCAAGGUUAGGACCAGGUCGUGGUAUCUAUUCCACCGCCUUGUAAAGCACCUUCGCGCUUUUGUGGGAAAUGUUGCGCAAACGGUCGUCGAAGCUCUUAGUGACCUCCUCACAAUUAACGCUGAGGUACCUGGUGAUAACUCAGAUGGUGACGACCUAUCUUCUGAGGAUAUCGGCGGAUCUCGAGACACAGUUUUUACUAGUCAACUAUACCUUUUCGAGGCCAUUGGAACCAUCUGUUCCACUGCUUCGUCGGUUGAAAAGCAGGUGUACUUUGCACAGUCAAUUAUGAAUCCCAUCUUUAUGGACAUGGAAAAGAACUUACCUGCUGCUCAGGCGAACGAUGAGCGUGCCAUUCUGCAGAUUCACCAUGAUAUCAUGGCUCUUGGUACCCUUGCCAAGGGCUAUUCUGACUGGGUGCCAGGAUCAACUUCCCCCCAAACACCACCUCCUCCAGAGGUGUCAGAAACAUUUGGACAAGUAUCGGAGGCAACCCUAGUUGCUCUCGAGUCUUUGAAAAAUUCGUUCACCAUUAGGACUGCGGCUCGAUUUGCAUUCUCCAGGUUAAUCGGUGUUAGAGGGUCGAGAAACCUACCACAAUUACCUAGAUGGAUCGAUGGCCUGCUUACCCCUACCUCCUCAAAGGAUGAGAUGGCACUAUUCCUUCGGCUCUUGGAUCAAGUUAUCUUCGGCUUCAAGUCCGAAAUAUACUCCAUUCUCGAUACGCUGUGGACACCUUUCCUUCAGCGAGUGUUUUCCGGUAUUGCUGAGCCGAUAUCGGGUACGGACGACGAGAUUCAGCUAGCUGAGUUGAAACGCGAGUACCUCAACUUUUUGCUUAUGAUACUGAACAAUGACCUUGGCUCUGUUAUCAUCAGCAGCUCAAAUCAAUCUAUCUUUGAGACCGUCAUAUCAACUAUCGAGCACUUCGCCAAGGAUGCGGAUGAUUUCCCAACAGCCAAAAUGGCGUUCCUUGUACUGGCUCGGAUGUCGAGUCUUUGGGGAGGCCCUGAUAUUGUGGCUCCAGUAAAUGGCACUAACACCACCCAACAAGAAACCGCCUUACCUGGGUUCGCUCAGUUCAUGAUUACCCGCUUCUCUCCUCUCUGCUGGGCACUACCAAUGAAUUCAUCAUUUAAUUCCAAAGACGCUCAGGCAAAGCAAGUUCUUGGCGAAGCAGCAGCGAUGCAAAAGGUAAUAUACUCAAAAACUGGACCUGAGUAUCUCCAAUGGCUCCGAACUUCCGAGUUACCGGGAAUGGGGAUGGGUGAAGACCUUAUCAAUGAAUAUGUAUCAUCUUUAGAACAGCUAGACGUAAAGGCUUUUCGACAGUUUUUCCAGCGAUUUCCUCCAUCUGUUCCAUUUAUCCCCUCGUCUAUCACAUCUGAUCGAACAAAUGUUGAUGAAAGCCAUCCCUUACCACCAAAAUAA
Trichophyton benhamiae CBS 112371 is the source of this 3090-nucleotide messenger RNA. RefSeq lists its product as uncharacterized. The transcript is spliced from 5 exons. Gene Ontology annotation, biological process: tRNA re-export from nucleus. Gene Ontology annotation, cellular component: nuclear pore; cytoplasm; nuclear matrix. The coding region runs from base 1 to 3090 and encodes 1029 amino acids. Lineage: Eukaryota; Fungi; Ascomycota; Eurotiomycetes; Onygenales; Arthrodermataceae. Gene Ontology annotation, molecular function: small GTPase binding; tRNA binding. The record is from RefSeq and is a predicted model, not a curated record.